Molecule: messenger RNA, 2545 nt
Organism: Striga asiatica
Lineage: Eukaryota; Viridiplantae; Streptophyta; Magnoliopsida; Lamiales; Orobanchaceae
Source: the annotation of a GenBank genome assembly
AGCAAGUUUUGCAUGUAGAUUGUAUGUGUGUACUCCUGGACUGGCAAUAGUAAGGUACAACAACUAAUUAAGGACGUACUUCAUCGCAUAGCAUCGCGAGUUGUACCUUUUUCUGGCGAUAGCAAUAUCACACAUUUACAUCAACAAAGCUCCUUUACUCAAUUUCACUCUCCUUCUCCUUGAUCCCUCUAAAACGCCAAGGCUCAGCAGCUCCAUAGCCCUCGCUUCACCGGCUUGUGCGCUGCACAUCGCGAGUUGUACCUGCUUGCUGUUUUGUGAACAUGGAUGAUGGUGGAGAAGGGGGUUUAAGCUUCGAUUUCGAGGGUGGGCUGGACUCCGGCCCGGCGCACCCGACCGCGUCCGUGCCCGUAAUCCAAUCGGCAGCGGAUGCGAACGCGGCCCCCGCCGCGGCCGCGCCCAAUUCCAAUAACCCUACCGCCGGGCCCGUGGCGGCGGCGCAGCCCGCAGAUGGAAUGGGCGGCGGCGGAGGCGGAGGCAGGAGGAGCUUCCGGCAGACGGUGUGCCGCCACUGGCUGCGAUCUCUGUGCAUGAAAGGCGAGGCAUGUGGAUUCCUGCAUCAGUACGAUAAGUCUCGGAUGCCAGUUUGCCGGUUUUUUCGGCUGUACGGAGAGUGUAGGGAACAGGACUGCGUCUACAAACAUACGAAUGAAGAUAUCAAGGAAUGCCAUAUGUAUAAGUUGGGAUUUUGUCCAAACGGCCCUGAUUGUAGAUACAGGCAUGCAAAGCUGCCAGGACCUCCACCUCCCGUGGAAGAAGUUCUUCAGAAGAUUCAGCAGCUGACUUCGAAUAACUAUGGAAAUAACAGAUAUUUUCAAAAUCGUAAUAAUCAACAAACAGAUAGAUCUCAAUUCCCUCAAGGAUCAAAUGGUAUGCAUCAAGUAGGAAGAAGUACAGAGUCUGGUAAUAUUCAUCAACAGCCACAGCAAAUAGAGCAGUCUCAACAGCAGGGAAGCCAAGGUCAAAUGCAGAAUAUUUCAAAUGGGCAGCAAAAUCAAGCUAGUAAGACAGCCACACCACUGCCCCAAGGAACAUCUAGGUGUGUUCCAACAAGGUACUUUGUGGUGAAAAGUUGCAACCGGGAGAAUCUGGAACUGUCUGUACAACAAGGAGUAUGGGCAACUCAAAGAAGCAACGAGGCUAAACUUAAUGAAGCUUUUGAGUCUGUUGAGAAUGUCAUUUUAAUCUUUUCAAUUAACAAGACCAGGCAUUUUCAGGGUUGUGCAAAGAUGACAUCUAGAAUUGGUGGCUCUGUUGGUGGAGGGAACUGGAAGCAUGCUCAUGGAACUGCACAUUAUGGAAGGAACUUUGCUCUGAAAUGGUUAAAGCUCUGUGAACUGUCCUUCGACAAAACACGGCAUUUGAGGAACCCAUACAAUGAGAACCUACCUGUGAAGAUAAGUCGAGACUGUCAAGAACUGGAACCUUCUGUCGGCGAGCAGUUGGCAUCAUUGCUCUACCUCGAGCCAGAUAGUGAUCUUAUGGCUGUCUCGAUCUCAGCCGAACUGAAACGAGAGGAGGAGAAAGCAAAGGGAGUAAACCUCGACAACAGACCAGAAAACAUCGUGCCCUUCGACGACAACGAAGAAGACGAAGACGAAGACGAAGAAGAGGAAGAAGAAGACGACGAAGAAGAAGAAGAAAACGGAGAAAACGGGAACUUUUACGGCCGUGGAAGGGGCGGCGGCCCGGGAGGAAUGAUGUGGGCCCCACACGGGCCUCACGUGCCCUUCCGUGGGCCCCGCCCUUUUCCCGCAGCAAUCCCGGGCUUCCCCCCCAUGCCUCCGCCGCCCGAUCCUUUCGGCAUGGGCCCACGAGGGUUUGGCCCGUACGGCGGCCCAAGAUUCGCCGGCGACUUUGGUGGGCCCGGGAUUGGGCCCGGAAUGAUGUUUCCGGGCCGUCCAGCUGGUGGGUUCGGGAUGAUGGGCCCGCCAGGCCCAAUACCGGGCCGGGCUCCUUUUAUGAGGGGUGGAAGGCCACCGGUGGGAAUGCCACCUCCUUUUUAUCCUCCUCAGCCUCAACAACUGCCUCACCAAAACUUGAAUCGGGUAAAUAGGAGAGAACAAACGGGACCUUAUGGUAAUAAUGAGAGGCAUGGCGGUUUUGAACAGAGCAAAGGGCAAGAGAGUGUUGAUGGGAGGAAUCAAGAGAGAGAGAGCGCCGGUUUUCAACAGGAGGAUCGUUUAUAUAGUGUUGGGAAGAGCUAUAGGAAUGAAGAGAGUGAGAGUGAAGACGAGGCCCCGAGAAGGUCGAGGCACGGCGAAGGGAAGAAGAAGAAGGCGUCUGGAGAGAUUGCUUAAGUCGAGUUUCGUGUUUUUUUACGUUUAUCGGGUGAAAAUCCCCGAAUGAGAAUCUUUGGGACAAAGAAUGUUUUUUGGUUUGGUGAAGUAGAGGAUUUCAAGUGAAUUUGAUUGAUCCCUCAGGGCUAACUUGAGAAAUUGCUGGAUGUUAUGAGCUAUAUAUGAUAAAAUGGAGUAUAAUAUGUAUUAAUAUUCACAUAUAAUGUUAGAUUUUGUUUUCUUUUCUA